Xenopus laevis (African clawed frog) is the source of this 5093-nucleotide messenger RNA. It is a transcript of the gene ptpn5.L, whose product is annotated as tyrosine-protein phosphatase non-receptor type 5. The record is from RefSeq and is a predicted model, not a curated record. Lineage: Eukaryota; Metazoa; Chordata; Amphibia; Anura; Pipidae.
GGCUUGGAGAUUUCAUUCAUGUUUCUCCCCCAUCCUCACCCUCCCCUGUUCCUCUAUUCAGUAGAAAACACAUGAGUGGGUGGGCUGUUCUCUCCCCUAUCAAUCAGGGGCUGAGAUGCAUUAGAGCCCCAGUCGGGAGCAGCAGAGGGAGAGGAGCAGAGGGGUUCUGGGGAGGAUUGUAUAAGUCAGAGAAGACCCCCUUGGAUUCGCAUACAUUUCCCAGCAUCCUCUGUGGGAAGAAUCUCUGCCUCCUGCUCUGGAAUCCAACAUCUGAAAAAGAAGAGAGAAAAUCUCACCUGCCCAGGUCCAUCCAUGACAGAGGUUAUCCAGACAAUAUGGGUUCCAUGGAUGUGGCAGAUGAACAGCCGAACCAGCCGAUUGAAUGGGACCAGCCUCAUAAUGCAGAGAGGAAUUCCCAGUAUAGCUGGGCUGCAUUAUGGAAUAUUCUGACCAUUGGGGGCAGCAUUUGUCUCCUUAUUCUCUCCCAGAUACUGGACCUGAAGGCUUGGCAGAAUGGAUUCUGGCGACUGGAGGUUUCGGGGUUCUUGCUGCUCAUUUUGUGUGUUCUGACUCUGGCUGGAACUGCAGUCUGGUACCUCAGAGCCAGUGCAGAACCAGUCAUUUCUGAAGAUCGACGCCAGUCAGUGAGUCGCCAGCCCUCCUUCACCUACUCCCAAUGGGCCGAUGAUAAGAACGAAGAAUUCCUAGAUCUUGAUCCCGUGCCAGACACCCCAGUGUUUGAUUGUCUAAUGGACAUUAGGGGGGACAUGGACCCAGGGACUCUGACUGUCAAACCUGUGGGUCUUCAGGAAAGAAGGGGAUCCAAUGUAUCCCUGACCUUAGACAUGUGCACCCCAGGGUGUUUGGAACCUUUUGGGCACAUCAUGUCUCCCAGGGAACAGUGCGCCCGGGAAUAUCUCCAGAUGGCCAGUAACACCCUGACGGAGGAGGAGCUGCACCAACGAGCCCUCGACUCAUUCGCUCUACAGAAGGAAUUCUUUGAAAUCCCAAUGAACUUUGUGGACCCCAAAGAAUAUGAGAUUCUGGGCUUGGUACGGAAGAACAGGUACAAGACAAUACUCCCAAACCCCCACAGCAGAGUUUGCCUUAUGUCUCCUGACCAGGAGGAGGACGCGCUCAGUUCGUACAUCAACGCCAACUAUAUAAGGGGUUAUGGGGAGGAGGACAAAGUCUACAUCGCAACUCAGGGACCCACAGUCAAUACAGUCGGGGACUUCUGGAAGAUGGUUUGGCAGCAGCGCUCCCCCAUAAUUGUCAUGAUCACCAACAUUGAGGAAGUCAACGAGAAAUGCACCGAGUACUGGCCAGAGAAGAAAGCCGUAUACGAGGGGAUACAGGUCACUGUCGAUCAAACCAUCCGGGAAAACGACUAUGAACUCAGACUCAUAACCUUAAAGAGUGGAGAGGAAGAACGAAAUCUCAAGCAUUUCUGGUACACCUCAUGGCCAGAUCAGAAGACCCCAGAUCAGGCCCCCCCGCUACUAAAACUGGUACAGGAUGUUGAAGAGACCACAAAGUGCACCAAACAGAAAGAAGGCCCUAUAGUUGUACACUGUAGUGCCGGCAUCGGAAGAACCGGAUGUUUCAUUGCCACCAGUAUUCUCUGUGAGCAGCUGAAAGACGAGGGGACAGUUGAUAUUCUCAGAACCACGUGUCAGCUGAGACUGGACAGGGGUGGGAUGAUCCAAACCUGUGAGCAGUACCAGUUUGUCCACCAUGUGCUGAGCUUGUUUGUCAAACAGAAUUCCCGCUCUGUGGAAGAAUAAUUGCCCCUGGGAUUCCCGCACAACAUUGUCUCAGCUUUCUGCCGACCUACAGUAACUCCUGUGUGUGGCGGGUGCCAGCUUUGCCCAUUCCCUGCCCAUCCGUGCCAGUGCUUGGGAAACACCGUCGUUCUCAUUGCGUACCAAAAAUAGCAGAUUUGUAUUGUACAUAGGAUCUCAUGUGUUUGUAUAGGGCCACAACCUCUGUGGUGUUUUCUUUGCUCUUUUUCUGGAAUUAAAAAAAAAAAUUGAUUUAGAUAGUCGCAGUUUCGAGCACCGCGGCAGAUUGGCCCAAUUAUUGUCCUUUCUUUUCCAACGACUAUUUUUGCCUUUUUCUGAACUGUUUUUACAUUUUUAACUGCCGAAUACUGUGUCACAUGAUUCACUAAAAAUGAAUUAUUGGAAAAUGUUCAUACCUCAUCCUGUGGGAGUUGUGGCCCCUUGGGGCCCUGGGUCAGUAUGUAUAGAACAAAUAAGACUAUUGUUAUCACUUCUCAUUGCGUGUUCAUAUCAUGUAUUAAUGGAACAGCCAGUGGAACCAUAGUGCAAUAUUCAGGGCAAUUCCAUGCUUGUCUGCUAUUGGUUUAUUGCCAUUCUAUUCCAUAUGUGGGAGAUAUUCUGCUGCUGAGCUAUUGCCCCAUAAUAUCUAUUGAUUUGCUCCUCUGGGGUAGAGGAUCCUUUUUGUGCUGGGAACAUGAACAGAACAUUCCCAAAAACCAAGAUACAUCCACUGAAAUAGCUCCGCUUCCUGGUGACCCCCCCCCACACACACAAAUUUGUGCUCAUCUGCUCCUCAGGGGUGGGGCAUCCUUGCCUGCAGUAUUUAUUAAACUAGAACUGACACACAAGUGGGGUGUCAUUGAUGCUACUGUGUGUGUUAUUUAGGGGGAUCUGACUACUGUAUAUACUGUAACACAGUACUGAUCAUUAUCUGGGGGGAUGGGAGUAGAUACUACCACACUGUAAUAUGGAACGGAGGCAAAAGUUUGGUUCCCAUAUCUUGCCCUUCAGACCAUAGGAAGUCACUUUAAAUGCCUCUAAAUCAGGUGUCCACAUUAGAUUGUAUGUUCUCUGGGUAAUUAACUCAUGGAAAACAAAAGUAUGUUUUAUCCCCAGUGGGUAUGCCAAUGUAUAGGAGCUAGAAUGAUCCAAUGUCUACAGGCUAGAAUGAUCCAAUGUAUAGGCACUAGAAUGAUCCAAUGUAUAGGAGCUAGAAUGAUCCAAUGUCUACAGGCUAGAAUGAUCCAAUGUAUAGGCACUAGAAUGAUCCAAUGUAUAGGAGCUAGAAUGAUCCAAUGUAUAGGUGCUGGAAUGAUCCAAUGUCUGGAGGCUAGAAUGAUCCAAUGUAUAGGCACUAGAAUGAUCCAAUGUAUAGGAGUUAGAAUGAUCCAAUGUAUAGGUGCUAAAAUGAUCCAAUGUAUGGAGGCUAGAAUGAUCCAAUGUAUAGGCACUAGAAUGAUCCAAUGUAUAGGUGCUAGAAUGAUCCAAUGUAUAGCUGCUAGAAUGAUCCAAUGUAUGGAGGCUAGAAUGAUCCAAUGUAAAGGAGCUAGAAUGACCCAAUGUAUAGGAGCUAGAAUGAUACAAUGUAUAGGUGCUAGAAUGAUCCAAUGUAUGGAGGCUAGAAUGAUCCAAUGUAUAGGAGCUAGAAUGAUCCAAUGUAUGGGAGCUAGAAUGAUCCAAUGUAUAGGAGCUAGAAUGAUCCAAUGUAUGGAGGCUAGAAUGAUCCAAUGUAAAGGAGCUAGAAUGACCCAAUGUAUAGGAGCUAGAAUGAUCCAAUGUAUAGGAGCUAGAAUGAGCCAAUGUAUAGGAGCUAGAAUGAUCCAAUGUAUGGGAGCUAGAAUGAUCCAAUUUAUGGAGGCAAGAAUGAUCCAAUGUAUAGGAGCUAGAAUGAUCCAAUGUAUGUUGGCUAGAGUGAUCCUAUGUAUUGGGGCUAGGAUAUACCAAUGUAUUGGGAAUAUCAUGAUCCAAUGUAUAGGGGACAUAAUAGACCAAUGUAUAAGUGAUAGAAUGAUCCAAUUUUUGGGAAUAGAAUGAACCAAUAUACAUUAUGGGGGAUAGAAUAUACAGAUGUAUAUAUAUAUAACUAGAAUAUAUCAGGUAAGAAUAUGAGGAAGAUAGAAUAAAUGGGGCUCAGUUAAGACCCCGAUUUGGGGGAAAACAAAAUAUUACUAGAUAUCCGCGGGGGAGGGGUUUGGAUGGUACCAGAUAAUAGGGUAUUUAAAAUACAAUUUGUGCUCCCCUAGGCUGGUCACUUUACAUCGCUCCCCCCUCCACACUUGGGGGCACACAGAGUUGCUUUUCAACACCCCACCAUUCCCCAACUUUCCCCGUUACUUGUGUAUACCUCCGACUCGCUCGCAUUUCUCCUCAGGUGCCAAAUUGGGACGCAGAAGAGUUAAACAAAUCUUGCUCCGGAAAAAAAAGCAAAUGGGGCUGGGUGGCAUGUUGCCCCUAAAACUGCGCCACCCUAAGCCCAGUAAUAGAACUGUAAACUUUGGCACAAAGUGGGAUAUUCAGCUGUAGAUGUCCCUGGUGCUUGAAUGAACCCAUUUUGGGGGGGCUGCUGGUCAGAGGGGCAGCAGGUUGGGGGACCCACUCAUUAAUGUAUACUGUUCAUAAGCCAUUUGUGCCCUCGUCUCAUUGGCCGAUCUGUAAUUACCAUAGUGCACCUCACUCUUACAGGGGCGCCCACCCACAUUUAUUAUUCCCAAAGCUCAUCCCUUCAAAGCACAACUUGCUGAACCCCCACAGUGGCCCCCUCGGCUACUAAAGGGCAAGUUGUCUUCAGGAAGGGGAGUCUGUGGAAGGGUCGCAAGUCACCCACAAUUUAAUUUGGGGUCCCCAAAGUUAUAGCACUGCCUAAAGCUGAAGGGUACAUUCAAGAAAUACAAAUUGUUUGAAUAAAAAUCCGGUCUGUCAUUUCCUCUCAUUCUCUCUCCCAGUACAAAACUCUAUAUGAUGAGCUCUGUACUCUAAUUGCCCCAUAAAGUAACCACUACUUCCCCCCGGGGGUGGGUGCUGUUAUGAACGUGGGACACCUACCUGCAACCUCCCCAACCAUUGGAUUAAUGCUGCCCUGCAUGGCCAACAGCUAAGGAAAGGGGCUCAUUGCCUUUGGGGUGGGGGUUCCCUUUCCUCUGACUCCACUGACAGUAAAGGGAAUUAAUAAAUCUAUGUUUAUAAAGCAGCAUUUUUAGCAUUUCUAUGAAUGUGAUUAUUACAUCAUUGCCAGGAUGGUUCUGAUGUCAUUUUUAUCAAUUGUAACUGAUGUGUGUUUACUUUUGCAUCAAAUAAAGGCAGAUUUGAGAA